Messenger RNA from Boeremia exigua, 1550 nucleotides. RefSeq lists its product as uncharacterized. The record is from RefSeq and is a predicted model, not a curated record. Bases 465 to 1409 code for a protein of 314 amino acids. The transcript has 3 exons. Lineage: Eukaryota; Fungi; Ascomycota; Dothideomycetes; Pleosporales; Didymellaceae.
UAGUAUUAUCUUUUCUCUUCUCUUUUUGUUAAUUGUUUUAUCUAUACACUAGGUGCAACACAACUAUAGUGGUAAAAAGGUAGGGGUUGGGUAGGGGUUGUGUACGUCACGUGAUGUGCCCAGACCCUACCUAAGGUCCGUGCAGACCCUACCUCAACCCUGCCCUACCGUACCCCGUACCUUUUCACCAUCGUAGACACAACAGGCUAGCAAAGACAGAUUCGCGAAGUAGAGUUUACGGCCGCAGCAGAGCUGAAAAAGAAGCGAGAUGCGACAGCUGCCUGGACCUGUGGCGAUGCAGUCUUACAAAAGCGCACAGCCACAGUGGCCGACCUGCGCCCCCAGGUGUGCAUGACAAUAUAAGCGUGCAGCAACCCAGUUUUAGAAGCCGUUUUUAUCCUCCCACAUCGUGACUCGAUCUCUGUGUACCAUAGUCCUCCGUUUCGUUAGCGUAUUUCCGCAUCAUGGCACUUGAAGGCCUCCAGAAACGCACGUUUCUGCCUUACCUUCGCGGUGUGUUCCCAGAGGAACUACGGCUCGGCAGCCUCUACAUCAACCCCUUGGAACCAACAGAUGGCCUUGCUUCCCUCAGAUGGGAGUUUAUGGGCGACGAGGAUGACCAGGAUGUCUACGAAAAGGUAGUGAGCAAAUGGACACGGAAACGAGCUGAAAUCGACCAACCCUUCUCCAUCGAAUUCGAAGCCUCAAAAGCCCGAUCUCUGGGCUUCAAUUUCACCGACUUCCUCGGCCUGAACGCGACAAAGACUAAGGAAAGCAUGGUGAAGAUCCAUGGCCAAUCGGGGCGACGCAUGAAAAUCAAAAACCCAGAGAAGUUCCUGGAGGAAGUCAUGCAGCAGCCAGGCGUCCAGGAGUGGAUCCGCGAACACGCCUCCAUAGAGCACAAGAGCAAAUACGGCCGCCACAUCUGGCGCGCGCCCAAGAUCUGGAUGGUCACGGGCGUCCAACACGUCACCGGCGGCGCCAUCGACAGCACCAGCACGCGCUCCACGACCCUCGGCGGCGCCGCAGGCCUCGACCCGAGCGCCGCCGCCCACGCGCCCCCGGGCACCCUGAAGCUCGGCGCCAACGUCGACUUCACGGACGCCCACGGCGCGACGACGAACUUCGGGCACGCCGACGAGCGCGUCUGGGCCGCGCAGUUCAUGCCCGUGUCGAUUGUGUUCGGGCCGGACGAGGACCGCGAGUUGUCCGCCAAAGAACACGCGUUCCUGCCCAAGACGAUUGCGCACUUCCGGCUCGACGACGUGCCGGAUCUGGAGAUGAAGGGGAUUCGGGAAGAUGACUUUGUGAUUGAUGAUGCGCCGUAUGUGGAGAAUAGGAGGGAGACGGAUUGGGAGCAGUAUGAUAAGUAUAAGAGGUGGUUGAAAGAGGUGGAUGAGGAUGAGUAGACGUAACAUAUAUAUACCUUGGUGUAGCGUUUGUUGUACAUAGCCUGGCGUUUGGGUAGACUUUCAUUGUUAAUCGGGGAUAUCUGUUUUGCGCCCGUGCGAGUACCCAUCGGAGUAGUAUUCUCGAGUCGUAAUUACGAA